AUGGUAAAUAGUGAAAGGCAUUUAUUUAAAAUAAACCUGAUGAGCUCGAGAGAUGACUCAGUGAUUAAGAGUGCUUGUUGCGAAUGGAGAAACCUUGAGACAGCCAAGAAAGCAGAAUAUGAAGGCAUGAUGGGUGGCUAUCCGCCAGGCCUUCCACCUUUGCAGGGCCCAGUUGAUGGCCUUGUUAGCAUGGGCAGCAUGCAGCCACUUCACCCUGGGGGGCCUCCACCUCACCAUCUUCCGCCAGGUGUGCCUGGCCUCCCAGGCAUCCCACCACCCGGUGUUAUGAACCAAGGAGUAGCCCCCAUGGUAGGGACUCCAGCACCAGGUGGAAGUCCAUAUGGGCAACAGGUAGGAGUUUUGGGGCCUCCAGGGCAGCAGGCACCACCUCCAUAUCCCCCCCCAGCUGGCCCCCCUGUCAUUCAGCUGCCAACAACACCCAUGUUUGUGGCUCCCCCACCAAAGACCCAAAGGCUUCUCCACUCAGAGGCCUACCUGAAAUAUAUUGAAGGACUCAAUGCUGAAUCCAACAGCAUUAGCAAGUGGGACCAAACUCUGGCAGCUCGAAGACGGGAUGUCCAUUUGUCAAAAGAACAGGAGAGCCGCCUACCUUCUCACUGGCUCAAAAGUAAAGGGGCACACACCACCAUGGCAGAUGCCCUCUGGCGCCUUCGGGAUUUAAUGCUUCGAGACACUCUUAACAUUCGACAAGCAUACAACCUAGAAAAUGUUUAAUCUCAUCACUGUGUUUCUUCUAUAGA
Molecule: messenger RNA, 761 nt
Organism: Cricetulus griseus (Chinese hamster)
Lineage: Eukaryota; Metazoa; Chordata; Mammalia; Rodentia; Cricetidae
Source: RefSeq, a predicted model, not a curated record